AUCUGAGCUAGUUUAGUCAGUGCCUUAUCUGCAUCAUAUAACCAUAAUAUGACACGUAUUCCUAGUAGGUGGAUAGGGCUUUCACAGCAGGUAAGGCAGAGCUGCGUCUGUCAUUCCCCCCUGCAGCUCCGCUUGCUAUGACACUCAUUGAUUUUUAGCCAUUUGCAGUAACCGGCUUUCCCCUCUAAACGGGAAACUACUGAGGUGAUUGACAGUUAGGCUGUUUGCUUUGAGCUGGCCUUGUUGACUAAUAAUGAAGCUUUGCGAAGCCAUGAUGGAUAUGGAAAUGCCAGACUACACAGAAACCCUGGACUCCUCGUACACCAUGCUGGAAUUUGACAAUAUUCGUGUUUUACCAACGAGUGCCGGUAAGUUAGCCAUGCUUGUCUAUGGCAGGAAUAGCUGUGUACAUACAUAGUGCUAUCGACCAGUUCUGUUUUAACAGAUAUUCAGUGUGAGACUACCUUCUGUGGCCGCCAUGUCUCUUGCGAUGCCGUAAGAAUAAUUUCAUUUCAUUUCUACUAGUUCAUUCAUGCACUGUGGAGUGUAAUAAUGAUGUCAAUAGUGUAUUAGGAGACAGCUUUUGUUGAGAUUUCGUUUGUUUUCAGUUAAGUGUCGGUGAUAUAUUGUUUCAUACAUAGUUAUAACUGGAUUCAUCAAAACGAUUACUCAGAAUGUAUUGGGUCAAAGUGCUAAGUUUUACCUGUCCAUAAUAAUGAAUAUCUGUCAACAUGUAUUGGAUUGAUGUACAGUGGGUACUGUGAUAAGAAUUUUCCCGCAGUGUGUGUGUGUAAUGUUGUUUAAUGAUUAUAAUGUGUAGAGUAUGAAAUUGUAAGAACCUUUAAAUCUGAGUAUAAUGCCACGUUACAGUUGGCUCAAAUGAUAUGAACAUUUAUAAAUCCACUAUCAUGGCAUUUAUCCUCUUUUUAUAUUCGUAUUUCAUACAGAAUAGGAUAACCUGUUUCACAUAGUAUUGUUUCUAUUCGUAUGAGUAGGUAGUAUGUAUGUGUGCAUUUGGCUGGGUGCACAAAAAUCACUUAAACAUUUUUCCAAAAAGAUCCAGCACUGCCGAAAACCAACGUGAUUUUAUUUUGUGCACAACAGGGAGCUCACAAAUGGUAACGAUUGGCUCACAUAUUUUAUUUGGAAUGUAUUACUGAUGUGGCAGUACUAGAGGUCUGUGCAGCGCCCAACUUUAGUAUACGGUCAUCCAUUUUGUUUUGUACAUGGAUUAAAAUUUAAAAAAAAAUUACAUUUUUUUAUUAAAACCAACAGAAUGCAGUUGCAUUAUUUUAUUAGGCUCCUGUUAUUGGUGAAUAAUUGUAUAACUGUAAAUAAUCGUUAAUGAGUUUUUCUUGCUCACAAUACCUGCAGCAUGUUGAUGUAGUUUUUCUUGUAAAUAUCUCUAGGAUAAUAUAGCAGUUAUCUAGAUUUCUAAAGAUCUGCAGUGCGGUUAGUUGAUCAGCCACUCUGGCAUUCAAUCCAUUGUUUGCGUCAAUUUAUCACAUUGUCCCAGAUUUUCCUUUAAUAGUUGUGGCCCCGUUUUUCCUCCUCCUAUUACAGACACCGAGUUAAUUAUAAUUGUACAUUAAAUGCUACAAGUGAAACCCAACACAUUAUUGUUACUUGUUAUAUUGUUUUAUGACCGAUAUAACAUUAUUUGUGUAAAUUCUAUUCUUUUGCCAUGUUUUAGGCAUUUUUGUUACACUGCUGAUAAUGCUGUUUCUAUGCUUUCCUACAAUCUGAUAAUGUUAAUAAACAGAUAUAGAUAUAUAUGUUUAACACACACACGGCUGAUAGAGUAGGACCUGCCAAGAGGGGUACAUUGACGUUGUGGCAGGUUUAUGCAAUAUAAACCCCCAUUAUUUUUUGCCUCGGUGAGGUGUUUUUAAAUGAAACGAUUACAAUCUGUGAGAUUUGAAGUCAUUGUUUAGUGAAUAAGCGAGUGCGCUGGAUUCUGUAUUUUGGAUGUUGUGUAUAUUGACCCCCAGCAGCACUCUAUAACGUGUGCAUGUUCAGGUGAGAGCAGCCCUCUAGGUUUACGUUAUAUAUACUUUGUGGAAUAUAUUUAUAUUUGACAAACUUGGCUUUUCAAGUUAUUGUGCUGCAGUUUAGGAAUUCUAAAUGAGAGUCUAUUACAGUCAUCAAAUCAAACCGUAUAAAAGAGAUGUGAGGAUUGUUUUUGGAGCCGAUAUAAAUAGAUUUGUAACUGAGAGUAGAACAAACGUUUACUUCCUCUAUCUUUUAAAACUGCCAUUUUAAGACCGUUUUUGUUUCUACUUUAUAGAAAAUAUUUUUGUUUUUGUCGUGAUUCAACAAUCAAAGUACAGAUGCAUUUAUAAUUUCUCUCUUUUUUUAGAAAUAAUUUUUUGUCACUUACACAAGUAUCAAUUAUACAAAAUAUUUUUAUCAUUGUGGACGAAGAGCCAACUAAAGCAAGGAAGUACCAAAAUAAAACUUUAAUAAGAAGUGCGUGUAACCUAGUUAGCCGAAUCCACAUUAUAAACUGUGACUCGCUGUUGUGUGACCUAUUAUUAAAGAAUUUUACCAGAAAGUGUGAAAUGUAUGUGUCUUAUUCAAUUCCCAGUCUAGAACUGGGCAAACCGUUCUUACAGUGUGGGCAACUCUUUAAUAGUUAAUAGACCCAAUCCGGUGAUGGCUAACCAUCACACCAUAAACUGUUUCUGGACUACAUUUCCCAUGAUGCUCAGCGAGCUUUUAAACUCUAAAAGCUAGCUGAGAAUCAUGGGAAAUGUAGUCCAGAAACAGUUUAUGGUGUCAAGGUUAGCCAUCACUGAUAAUCCAUGUUAUUCAGAUAGAUGCUGGAUAAUGUGACAGACUCGUAAAUAUAUUAUCCUAAAAUGUCAUCAUUUAUGUUUACAUGAUAGGUGUAAUAAUUAGAUAAUAACCACAUGGCAGUAUCAGCUAUCUUUUCAAGCAUUGGUCCAUUACACUACAGAAACACUUAAAGCAAUGACAGACAAAGUGCAUUGUGUUUCCUUGUUAGCCCUUCAAUGUAGAGUAUUUGUAUUUCCUUUGAGUUUAUAUUUGCUGGAGACAUGACAAUGUUAUGUACACCGAAUGCCCAUUAGUGACGAGGCACAUGGCCCCCAGAAUGUCACCGCUUCUAAAUUCCCUAUAUCCAAUCAAGCUAUUGAUGGGAAAUGAUAGGGUUUUAUUUUUAGUGGAUGUGAGGGAUUUUAUCCCCUAUUAUGGGGUCAGAUUGUAGAAUUAUUGGUUCGGUGAAAAGGUUAAAGCAGGUAUCUCUUCUCUGCACACAGAUUCAGGGUCUGCUGGAAUGGCUGAUCUCCUGUGCCUCAUCCACUGAUACCAGGGUCAGGUUACUUAUAAUAUUUGCUUUAUUGUUAAUCAGUUACUUACUAACUUGGUGCAAUGCUGUUUGGAAAAUAGUUUGUUUGUCUUGAGUAAUUACCCCAUUUUACAACUUUGAUACACAAAUAUGUAUCACACUAAGGAAACACAGAUUUAACGGAGGUCUUGCUAAAGACAUAACAUGUGUAUGUAUUUAAAAACAUCUUAUAAUCUGGUUUAUAGAAAAUGCCCAAGUCAAGGAUUCAGUGCAGUUAGGAACACACGGACUUGUUUGCUAUUCCCAAAACAUUUGCAUAGGAUUCUGGAAUACGACUUGCCCACCAUUACCGAAUUAGUUUUAUUGGCUUGUGAGCCACCCAUGUUGUUAGGUAUUAUUGUACGCUGAAUAUCACUGGCUGGUACACUGUACUUGUCUGUUGUUCCUGGAUACAUUAAAGGGACACUCCAGGCACCCAGACCACUUCUGCCCAUUGGAGUGGUCUGGGUGCCAGCUCCCACCACCCUUAACCCUGCAACUGUAAUUAUUGCAGUUCUUAUAAACUGCAAUAAUUACCUGGCAGAGUUAAGUCCUCCUCUAGUGGCUGUCUAUCAGACAGCCACUAGAGGAACUUCUGUGUUCUCAGAACGCGAAAAGUAUUUUAAAUGAUGCUGGACGUCUUCACGCUAUGCAGGAGGACCUCCAGCGUCACCGGAAUCCCCAUAGGAAAGCAUUGAAUAUGCCAUAGGAAAGCAAGAAUAAUGCUUUCCAAUGGGGAGGUUUAAUGCGUGCACGCGGCCAUUGCCGCACACGUGCAUUGGGUCUCCCCCGCCGAGGAGGAGCGUGGGCGGAGCCUGAACCAGCGCUGGGGGGCAUCGGCGUUGGAUUCAGGUAAGUCACUGAAGGGGUUUUAACCCUUUCAGCAACAUGGAAUGGGGGGUGGGAGGGAGAGGGGCACUUCAGGAUUCUCUAGUGCCAGGAAAAAGGAUAUGAUUUCCUGGCAUUGGAGAGUCCCUUUAAAGUCAUUUUAAAACCAUUGACAAAUGUGAAUAUAGACAACCUUGCUGUGUUGAAAAGAAUGGCAGUGAGAUAAAGGUAUGGAUAGCCUUUUACAGUUUGGAUAGGAAAAAGGGAAAUAGUGAAUAGGUUACUGCAGUACGUAGGGAAUAUAAUACAGCUUUAAACCCAAUGAAGCCUAGGAGUCCAGUCUAGGGAGCUAAUGAUAGCACAGUCCUUUCAAAGCAGAACAAAAAAACAAAAACAUGCAGAGGUGCAGGGGUUAUGCUAAGGUGUCAAAACAACCACACCAUCUAAUGCCGUUCAUAUAGUGUUUACAUACAAAUCCUUCCUCAAUGUAAAAACAAGAGGGCUUUUUUGGAUAUGUUAUAUAAAUGUCAUUUAAUGGUGAUCUUAGCAUUACCCUCUAUGCAUUAUUGGAGUCAUGGGGGUCCUGUCAACAGGGUAACUCCUAUGACUUAAAGCCAGGUUUCAUUGUGAAAGCAGUAUAUUAUUGUUUUACUUUGACCUCCAGGCUGGUAGUUAUAACAACCAUUUUGGUGUGUAGUGGUGAUGGUGCUAGUUUAAUUACCAUUCUCCCAUUAUUUUGCCAUAUUCUCUUUGGGUGGCAAAAAACAAUACACUGUAGUGGUGAUGGUGCUUAGUUCCCUAUAGAUAUUCCUUGGUAAGAAUAAUUUUAUUAGCAGAGAUGUACAAAGACACUUACUAACCUUUAGUUCUACACUUCCCAUGAUGCUAAGAUAGGGUAGUGUCCGAACAUGAUUGUAAUUCUCCUGUUCUAUGUUAAUUGUAAGGAAUCUGCAAUUUUAUUAGAUAAUCUAUGCUGAAGUUUAUAAGAUUCUCUCACUGGAGUGAAAAUAUAUACAGGUCAGAGAUGUUGCUCCAAAAAUACCACUUCGUUAGUGCUCUAUAGAGGUUUCUUUGUAUAAGGCAUUGCUCAGAAUGUUUGCUUCUAACUCAAGCCUGGCAGCUAUGAAAAGACGAGUUGUAAUGAAAGUUUGUAUCUUGGAAUAUAUCGAACGCAGUAUCGCCCUGCAAGCUCUGGGUUUUACUUAUUUAUUUUGGUUGUUUCCCAAUGUGCUCAGUGUUUGCUCGUUUAAAGGGUAACAGUUGCUGACAUUGAAUGGUAGAGUCUUUGCUCAGUUGGUAAUGAAUGUGCAGGUCACCUUGAUAACUCCUCACUAGGAUAAAUGAGAAUUGCAUCUUUUAGUUUGUCAGAAGCCAUAUUUGUUUUCAGUAAGGAGAAGAUUGGAUGGGAACGGCCUUGUUCUGACUCAUGAGCCGCUGUAAUUGAAUUUGACGUGAUCUUUGGUUCCAUUAGUCAUAUUUAUGAUUAUUGCAGGCUAAUAAACCAUAAAACCUGGAUGGAUGGUAGAGCGUGAAAUCAGCAGAACUGAGUCACUUGUGCAGUGAGUACUGCACUUUAUCAUCACAGUGAUAGAAAUCGUCCUAUCGACGGGUCUUCCAACUUAGAUCAUGGUGGAUACAUUUCUCUGAUCUGAUAAUAUAGUUCAUGUUUGCUUUACUCCGUCACAAUAUAUUGUAUUUUAUAUAAUACUGCAGUUUGAAUUGGUUAAUAGAAUAAUAAAUCAUUUCUGAUAUUUUGGGAGAUUCUGCAUUGUUUGGAAUGCAUGUAUUUGCCCCAGACUCAGUGCUCUAAAUAAUUGCAUUUCCCCAUCUCUCCCAGAAUGCCAUGCAGGAUGCAUAAAUCAGUACAGGGGGCACUAUUUCUUUGUAGAUUUUUUUUAAAAUCUAUUUAUUGCAGAGAUUUGAUUUUUUGUGCACAAGGCAAUACAUACACAUACAUUAAACUAUACAAUUUAAAAUUCUAUUAAUCAAGAAAGAACAAAGUAUACAAACAAACAAAUGGCCUCCCUACAGACCAAUCUGUGAUUGUAUGUGAAUGUGUGUGUCUGGGAUUGUAUGUGGGUGUGUGUCUGGGAUUGUAUGUGGGUGUGUGUCCGGAAUUGUAUGUGGGUGUGUGUCUGUGAUUGUAUGUGGGUGUGUGUCUGUGAUUGUAUGUGGGUGUGUGUCUGGGAUUGUAUGUGGGUGUGUGUCCAUGAUUGCAUGUGGGUGUGUGUCCGGGAUUGCAUGUGGGUGUGUGUCCGGGAUUGCAUGUGGGUGUGUGUCUGGGAUUGUAUGUGGGUGUGUGUCUGGGAUUGUAUGUGGGUGGGUGUCUGGGAUUGUAUGUGGGUGUGUGUCCAUGAUUGUAUGUGGUUUUGUGUCCAUGAUUGCAUGUGGGUGUGUGGGUGUCUGUAACUGUGUAUAGUGUGUGUGUAUAUACUUGUGUAUGUGUUUAGUAAAUAACUCCCUAAUUUGGUAUCCUUAAAGGGACACUAUAGUCACCUGAACAACUUUAGCUUAAUGAAGCAGUUUUGGUGUAUAGAACAUGCCCCUGCAGCCUCACUGCUCAAUCCUCUGCCAUUUAGGAGUUAAAUCCCUUUGUUUAUGAACCCUAGUCACACCUCCCUGCAUGUGACUUGCACAGCCUUCCAUAAACACUUCCUGUAAAGAGAGCCCUAUUUAGGCUUUCUUUAUUGCAAGUUCUGUUUAAUUAAGAUUUUCUUAUCCCCUGCUAUGUUAAUAGCUUGCUAGACCCUGCAAGAGCCUCCUGCAUGUGAAUAAAGUUCAAUUUAGAGAUACAAUUAUUUAAGGUAAAUUACAUCUGUGACAGAUUCAUCUGUAUUGCUGGUUCGUCAGAUGGAUUGUCCAGGCAAACCGACAUCCUCACCACCUCUUAAUCCGGUCAUCCCCACGUUGACCCGCCAAAGGUAUUGCUGGUUCGUCUGUUUCCCUUUGUUUCGCUGAAUUUCCUGUUCGUAUGCCCCUGUUCGUGUGAUUACAAAAUACCGAUUGAAACUACCGAACGAACGACCACCCAGGAGAGGAGUGUGCUGCUGGUUAACCUCUUGGCCCCAAUUAGAACGUUGUGGUUAACUGCAGACACCUCUCCAUUCCAUUCGUACGGGUGGUCGUCGUUCGCAUGUCGACCAUGAGGCAGCGGCCAUUUUGGGACACGAGGAAGCGUAGCGGGGUUCGGUACAAAUCCUAUGGAACUGGAAACGGACACUUUAAUCUACCGAACAUCGCUGGAAGCUGCUGCCCACCUUCUAUUUCGGCGAGGCGCACGAACGCCGGUCGUUCGGGAGUUUUUAUACAUUCGUAUGGACCUUUACCCAGAUAGCCGUCCCAUGGGGUCAUUCGAAGGACUGGUGAAAGACUUUGACUUCAUGGUGAUUCGACUAGAUACAUCGGAUCUGAGCGCUAUUCGGUAGAAAUAUGCACUCAGAUCCAGGCUGUCUGGGGAUACGUUACACAAACUAUAUUCAUUCGGUAUUUCUUCAGUUAUAUAUUUUAAUGUAUUUUUCUUACUGUAUUUUAAAAUGGCGAUUGUCUCUAUCCUGGGAGAUAUGUUUUACAGUCUUCCACAAGGUCCCCUCGGGGAGUGUCCACCUUGUGGAGACCUGCAUAAAUACCGGGCAGUUAGCCCCCAUUAAACAGAACCUUAUUUGACCCUCAAGACGGAGCUUGGUCUCGUUUGUGGGGGAAUUAUUACUGGGACAGCACUUUCGUUAUUUUUAGCUGUGGAAGGCGUUCGACUGUUUUGCUGAUCGGGAGUUGCCGUGUUCGUGAACUUCGUUCGGGAGUUUGGCGGUCGGCUGAAUAUAAACUGCAUUUCUGGAGAGGGGGAUUAUUCACUAAACGGCGGCUUCAUCUACCUGGCGGUGAGUGUCGUAACAACAUCUGUUUGAAAGUGAAACCAGUUUCUUUUUUUUCAUGCAGGCUCUGUCAAUCAUAGCCAGGGGAGGUGUGGCUAGGGCUGCAUAAACAGAAACAACGUGAUUUAACUCCUAAAUGGCAGAGAAUUGAGCAGUGAAAUUGCAGGGGAAUGAUCUAUACACUAAAACUGCUUUAUUUAGCUAAAGUAAUUUAGGUGACUGUAGUGUUCCUUUAAAUAUGGCAAUCCCGCAUAAGGAUAACAAAUAAGGGAGUUUAAUACUGAAUGGGGGAAAAAAAGAGCUAAUCAAUGAUUACAGCUAGAUGAUUAAUAUAUAUGUUGUCUAGGCGUAAGACCAUGCCUGCACCGGAUCGUAGCUAUCCAAAAAUUAUGGUCAAUGAUAGUCAAUGACAUUAAAUAAGUAGGUUAAACUUCUUUGCUUAUUAAAGAUUCUUGCGAGGGUGACAAUAAAUUUUUAUACUAUACAUUAUUCCCAAGCUGAAAUUAAAUACCCCUAUCCAUAUUGUAUUGAUAAUUAAGCUGGUUUGUUAUAGGACCAUGAAGGUACAUCUUGUUGAAGCCAAUAUCUUGAUAUUGCAAUUUCUGUAGCCAUCAUCAUCUGAAUGAUUAAAUAUAUUUUCUGAAAAGUAAAUCUCAAUAUAUUAAAAGUUCUACCAGCAUAUUAUCCUCUGGAUCUUCCCUUAUCUCAGAGAGUGCUUUUAGGGCUCUGGCCCAUAAUGGUCUUCUGAACUCACAAUCCCACCCAUAUGUUUCUUCCUACUUCACGAUUACACCUCCAACAUAAUUUUGAAUUAUUUUGUUAUAUUUUAUUGCUAAUCUCUGGUACCAUGGGCGACUGAUUAUUUUUUUAAUGAAUAUUUACAAUAUUCAGACAGUGAAGUGAUUGUUUUACCUCUUUGAUACUUACUCCACUGAUCCAACUGAGAAACGACCCCAACUUCUUUAUUCCAAUCCUUCCUUGCUUUAUGUUUAAACUUCACAUUUUCAAGCCUUAGUACUUGAUAGCAAUAGGAUAUAUAUUUAUAUUUAAGAUUAUUAAAUAAAUCAUUCAUUUUUUUAAAAAUUCAAUAUGUCUUUCUCAUCAUACAACAGCAGUCGAGCCAAAUAAUUUUUUAAUCUCAACUAAGUAAAUAUCUCCUUUGAGAGCAGGUCGAAGCACCACUGUAGCUGUGGAAAAUAACUUAUUCUGUGUCCCUCCAUUAGGUCCACUAUCCUCCAUGCGAGUUAGUCCAAUUCUGUAAUUGUAGGUCUAUUAAGUUGUGCUCGGUAGUACUGAUAAAACUAUACAUAGAUCUUUUGUCGAGCAAUUAGUUUUUUUUUGCUUAGAUGUGGAGUUUCUAUUGUAGACAAAAAACUGUUAGCUGUACUACUAUCCUUCCACCAUACCAGACAAUUUAGGCUGGGCAUGUCCAACCAGCAGCCCACCGGCACCGCUAGUAAUGCAGUCCAGACAGAGAGGGAGGCAGGGUGCCCUUUACAUACUGUACAGCUCCCUCGCGUACCCUGCAGUGAGCCAGCAGCCAGGAUAUGACAUCAUCCCAGCAUCACUAGUGGGCAUGUGUGGGACCUGUGCAGCAAGAGCACAGAGAUGUAAGCCCAGCAGCAACCACUAGUCACCAGGGAUCGAGGAUCCACACCAGCCUUCCCAGAGCAAGGUAUGGAGGCUGGGUGGACCUCAUUAGUACCUAAUGUGUAUCAGUGAGAAUUUUGUCUAUAUAUGUCAGUGAUUGUGUGUAUGCCUGUGAUUGUGUGUGUGUAUGUGACUGUGUAUAGGUCUGUGAUUGUAUGUUUGUGUUUUAGGAGCUAGCUCCCUAAUUUGGUAUCCUUAAAUAUGGCAAUCCCAUAUAAGGAUAACAAAUAAGGGAGUUAUGUAGCAUUGAAAUAUCAAAAUUAAGAAAAGGGCUUCUAAAGUUUUACUACUUGUAUACAUUAACUAUAGUAUAUAUAUGUGUGUGUGUGUGUAAUAGAUGUGAGGGCCGAGACAAUUCUUCGCUCAAUGCGGCCCAGGGAAGCCAAAAGUUUGCACCCUCAUAUGGUUUACCAGACAUCUUCAUUGAGAUCUGGGUGAUUUUACAGUGACAAAAUGAUCCACUAGUUUAUACAAUUGUGUGUGUGUGUGCAUACAUGUGCAUAUGGAGGUUAAAAUCUAUGUUUUGUAGUAAAUACUAGCAUUCUGUUUUUGUUGGUUUUUGUUUUAUCCCCAGAGAUUAUCUCUGUAGAAGCGGCCAGUGCUGGUUUGCUUGGCAAUGGCUUAAAUGCUUUGUGUGCCAUUUGUGGAGAUCGAGCAACAGGAAAACACUAUGGAGCGUCGAGCUGUGAUGGCUGUAAAGGGUUCUUCCGUAGAAGCGUUCGCAAGAAUCACGUGUACACAUGCCGGUAAAGUGACCUCAGGUUUACCAUACACCCUGCUGUACAACAAACUGCUUAGAAAACGUGCCAUCCAUGUUUACGGAUCAUUUUAUUUAGCGUGCUAGGAAAUACUGUGAGUAAAAUGUACCAGUAACAUCUUCCAGCCAGUUAUUAUUUAAGAAGGAACUAGCUACCAGUCCACACCUUAUUACUCAUCUGGAGAAGCAGAUUUUGUGAUUUAGUCCUUUUUUUGUUAAAUAGUAUUUCUUGUCACUGGGUACGGGCUUGGAAAUUUUGUCUCUCUUACAUAACCCUUUAUAUAACGUGCUACUAAUAUUAUAUUCCAGGGUUCCCUGCUCCUUUUGUAUUGUGUGUCUAUUAUAUUGAAUAUCAAUAGAUGUGACCGCAUGUCCCUCUCCGUCACCCCACUUAGGGCUCCUACACAGUUUUAUAUUAAACUAGGAUACAGAACCAGUGGACACCGAGCAGUAGAACAGCGACACUGAGCCGCAGUGGUUAUGUUGCUCAAAGUGUCCUUGUAAACUAGAAUGUACUUUUUUUGUACAGUCUUCCGUCUUCCUUAAUUAUUGACUUUAUCAGCAGUUCUUUAUGAGUAACACAUCAUUAUAUCUGAUAUUCUAUGUUAACCGCACGGCACCAGCAAAUUCCUUCCCAUAACCAAUCCUGCUUCUCCCACUUAGCUGUGGUUAAGUAACAAUCCAACAAUUAUACUUCCAUAUAAAACGUAUUUCUCUUAUGUUUAAUCUUUCUUUCCAAAGGUUCAACAGACAGUGCAUUGUAGACAAAGACAAGAGAAACCAGUGUCGCUACUGUCGCCUGCGGAAGUGUUUCCGGGCAGGGAUGAAGAAAGAAGGUUGGUCGAACAUGGAAACAUUCCUCCCACCCCCUCCCCCCCAAAUAUAUUAUAUUUCUUUAGUUUGAUAUUUUUAGAAAAAGUCCAUAAUGUGGUAAAUUCAAACCAGUGUGUAUAGACUGGUAACCCGAUGCUUGCUAUGGCCUCCACCAUCCUGAGUCAUGUAUUAGGUUGGCUUGGAGAAGGUUCCUUGUGGUGGUAGCCAAGAAAUGAGAACUUAGAGCCAGAAGCAGGGAAGGGGCUGAGAGUUGUGGAUCCCUUUGCCUACAAGCGCUAAAGGAAAAUUCAUAAUGCCAGAUCAAACAUAAUUCUAAAAAUACAUCACUUUAAAAGUGGAACAGCCUUUUUGUAGACAGGCUGACUAUAUGGAGAGACAUUGUGGGACUUUGAGCCAGGAAACUAGUCAAGAACAGGCAUUAUGUCCCAUCCAGAACUCCCACUACGCCUACUCAUGAUUAGUGUUUAGCAUUGUAGAGGUUCCAGGAAAUGUCGAUUAGCACACGAAGGGCUGUGGCAGGGACAGCUUGUGUGAUUAGGACUUUAACAAGCUGCUGAACAUGGGAUUAAAAAGAUAAUAAAGGAAAAUAAGGUGCAAGAUGGGAUCUCACAGUAUUGCACAUUUCCCCCUAGUACUAGAUGUAUGCUGCUUACAAAACCACACAAGAACCACUUGCAGCUCUUCUCCGUGUGCUUGUCCUCUGAAUGUUAAUACCUGAAGGGAAGUGUGCUGGUCUCUAUUUGGUUUAUGUAGAAUGCUGUAUAAGAACACACAGCUUUUUAAACAGAGACUGGUGUCUGUGUAUAUGGAACAAACUGCUGUUUUUCUAAGAAUACAUUAAAAUACAUUUAGUUCUUUUUUAUUCACUAAUCACAUACCCCUAUGGUUCUUAUCUGAUGGCGUUUUGGAUUUAUAGCUCUCAGAUGAUGUUUAAUGUUAAAAAUGGAAUACACUAUCUUGACAAUUAGGCAUGCCCCGGUUGUCCGUUUCCUUUAGCAGGGGUCUGGAAUGUUGGAUACUGUCCCUUUUAUAAGAAAAGUUCAAAUAGUGUUUACAGUCAGUGCUGUGUCAGCCUAGGGGGUGAAUGAACCUUUAACCUUGAUUUUUGAUGUUUUUUGUUGUCUGUAAGCCAUCAAGUGACGGUUUGCGUGAUCUCACUGGAGUUCUUUGUCAAUGCUCACCUCUAGUUCAGCUGGUUGAGCGAUAAGACGGCCCAAUGGCAUUUUUAGGAACCUGAAGUGUUUCGUCAAAGCGUGCUGUGUAUAUUUACAUAAAGGAAAGUUCUAAGCCUAAAUAUAUGUAUUAUUUGAUAUUUUUGUUGCAAACCUGCUGGCAAUAUCACAUUAUGGUUUUUAAAUUUCUUUUUAAAAUGCUUGACUUUCUCAUUUUUUAUGUAUAUAACAGUAGGUGGUUUAGUUCUACCAAAGCUCACCAUAGUGCUAGCGAUAUUUUGGAACAUUCGUAAGAAACCAAUUCACAUAGCACUGAAAUCUCCAUGUGAAAGAAAUAAGCCUGGUUUGAGGGAUGAAGCCUCGUGAUGCCUGUUUUUGCAGUGUGUUGUGUGCCAGGUCACAUUGCUGAGCGUUAUGAUAUAGAACAUCUGCUUGAGCCCCCGAGACCUGUCCAAACGCUCCAUUUACUGCCUUCUCUUCAGGCAUUAGACUGUUUGUGAUGGAAACCGUUGACAUUAAAGUAAUUUGAGAGCGCUACCCCUGACAUGACUGGAAAUGAAACAGGCAAUUUAAUUACCCCCAUAACUGUCCUAGGUAUACCGUGAUUUAUAUGUUGUUGGCGAUUGCUGUGGAAGAAUUUGCAGAAGGAAUAUUAUUGUGGAAUCCGGGCACAGUAAGGACUAGGAGUGUGUAAUUGGCACAGGGCAUGUCUGCUUGGGGUCACUCAAGUUUCUGAGCAAUGGAUAUUAACAUUACUAAGCAAUAGUUACUUUAUAAAACCUUGCCAGUGCCACUCUGCUAAGACUGUCAGUUUGACAUUAAUAGCACAACUAACCCCUCUGCAGGCUAGAUUAAAUACACAAUGAUAAUACGCUAAGUGCAAGAUUUUAACAUUGUAAAAUCAGUUUUGCUCACUAGAUGAUGGUGUGGGUCUUGUUUUUCCCUGUAUUUUUGCACAGCAUUGCAGAAUGGGAUAGAUUUACCUAUCCUUUAUUUUACAGGUGCAAUAAAUAUCUCAAGAGAGCCAAAUCCAAUGAUAGAUAAUGUUUAACAGACUGGUUGUGUGGGGUUCUGCUACUUCAAAGAAUGUGAGCGGGUAAAAAUAGACAUCAAUAGCUCUAACCAUUAAGAGCCUCUCAUACUCGAAGAUUAAACGUAAUCCUAAUUACACUAGAGUGAAAUGUGGCAGGGUAUAUCGCAAUACUCACAGAUAAUCCGAUUAAUUGGAUGCUUAUACUUAGAAUUUAAGAUGUAAGAAAUUAUCAGGAAAGUAAUUAGUUUUAAUCACUUCUUUAGAAUUGUGCAAGUGUAUCCACAUAUAUAGAUUUUUUUUUUUAAAUUAAGCCUGUAUAAACUAUGCCAAUGAUGUCCUAGUACUGAAACUGCAGUAAAGAGCGAUCUCUGUUCUUUAUAAACGUAACAUUAAUUAUUUGGCACAAGUGCCUAUUCUAACCUUGAUAGUUAUAGCUAUAUGUCCCUGUAUGUUUAAAGGGACACUAUAGUCACCAGAACAACUACAUUUUAUUGUAUUUGUUCUGGUAAGCAGAAUCAUUACCUUUUAAGCGAUUUGCAGUAAACACUGCUUUUUUUCCAGAGAAAAUACAUUAUAGCCAAGGGAUCCCUCCACUGGCCUCUCCUCAGAUGGCCACUAGAGGUGCUUCCCGGUCAGUGCAGUGUGCAGCGCUGUCUUUCAAUGUCUCCACCCACUGUAUGGAGACACUGCACUUUCCUCAGAGAGAUGCAUUGAUUCAAUGUUUCUCUAUGAGGAGAUGCUGAUUGGCCAGGGCUGUGUUUGACUUGUGCUGAGUCUGCCCAUGAUCUACCUCCUUGACAGCCUCAGCCAAUCCAAUGUGAAAGCAUUGUGAUUGGCUCAUAUCACCACUUCUGAUGAUAUCAACCAAGUAGACAGAUCAAGGGCACAGCCAGCAGCAGCAGACUUGAAUAAAAGUAAUAUUUUACUCUAUUUAGGGGGCAGGAGAACUAGAUUGUUUUUAACACAAUAGGGUCUGGAAUACAUGUUUGUGUUCUUUUAAUGUUAUUGUACAGUGGAACCCAAAAUUUUCUGAUGGGCUCUCCUUCCUUUACCCAGCUCCGCUAUUCCUAUUCCUGGACAAUUUACGGUGCAGGGAGAUAAGUUUCAUAAUGGCUCAUGCAUUAAGGUCUCCGGACUCUGAGCUCUGAUUUUUUUUUUUCAGACGAUGGUAAAAGUUCCAGUGAUAUUGUGUGGGGUGGUGGGAUCCAUCCAAUAGGCAAAAUGUCCAGUCAUAUAAAUCUCCUCCAAGUCUACGCAUUCAGGCCCUGUGCAGGCUCCGAUUUCACUUAGAUCAGUGGUCCAUCCAGUUCUCUAUCCUUGGAGUCAGAGUUGGGGCUCACCAUGUUGUAGCACUCUCUUCGUGAACUCAGGCACCUAGUAAACCUGACUUGCAGUUGCUGUUAUAAGUUGGUAUUGCUUCCAGGAUUCUCAUCAGCUAGAAGGGUUUCUGAGUUGUCAUAUUUUUUUGUAUUAUUACAUGAUCUAAAAGAACAUAAAGCAAAAAGAGUUAAUUCGUAGCCGUGUUUAGUGGAAGAUAAUUAACAAUGAGGGGAGUACGGAGGAUGGAGCCAGUGGUGCUUCUGUAACAGGAAUACUUUCUUCUUUGCAGCGGUGCAGAAUGAACGCGAUCGUAUCAGUAUGCGCAGGAGCAGCUAUGAAGAAAAUGGUUCCCUAUCGAUUAGCAUUCUGACCCAGGCGGAAUCAAUGGUACAUCAAGUAAGUGAUUUCAUUUUUUGUUUUUUUUACAGUUUAACAGCUCCAAAGCUAAAGCUAAAUGUGAAAAUUACAAUGCAGCUGCGGUAGCAGUUUAUGGUAUUUCAUGCACAACUGCAGUCAUUAACCACCAAAGGUGAAUUUAGAUCCUGGAUGUAUGAGGCAUUGAACAAUCAAUAUGGGGAACUCACUGUGUACUGGAAGAUAUAGCCACGCUUUCUAUAAAAUGAUCAAACCAUAGACAGGAGGUGGUGAAACCAUAGACCCUCUGCCCAGGGUUAGAAGGGCCUUCCACUACUGGCCAUUGUUUUCCUGUUAUUGAGCAGUAUAUUCAUGGCAGGAAAGGAGGAAUUGGACAAGGUUAAUUGGACAAUACUGUAUGUUCGUGUAUUUCUUGUUUAGAGCUGUCUGAAGAUUACGCUCUCUGUUACCUCCACUUUUAAUUGUUAGGAUUACAGUCCAACGCUAAAGGUAUGUACAGUGUCCUGAUAGAGUUUGGCUGUUUUACGACGGAAGGACUGAGUAUGUUUCUGUUAAUGGAUAUAGCUAAAGAAGGCAUAAACAGUUAUAACAGUGUUUACUGAUAAAAUCCAAAUAGAAAUAUUUAUACCCUGCCAGGGUCGCUGGUGUUAAUAGCUAGCUUCACUGUACAAACAAUGGCCUUUAAUGUCUAUCAAACAUUGCACAGGGAUACGACAAGACAGGGCAUCGGGGUGGUAGGCAUUGGACAGGAGAGGGCAUCUUGUUGGUAAGCAAUGCACCAGUGAUGGGACAGAGCUGGUAUAUGGCUGGUAGGCAACAUGCAGGGAAUCAGAAAGGGUAGGGCAUCUGGCUGGUCAGACAGGGGAUCAGACUAUGCUGGAGAAGGUAAAAUCCAUUAAAAAUUGGCAUGCAACUUGUGUCUUACAAGCAUUUAAACCUCACAGAUGCCAUCAAGUUUACUUUCCAGCCCAUUUGCUGACAAUCUGUAGUCGAAGAGGUUGUCCAGUAAUCUGUGCAGUAUCAGGGCUCCUGGCACAGGCUGAGUGCUUCAGACUUCAGAGAGCUCUGCUUCAAACAUAGGGAAAGGCACAACAGCAAAUGUUCUAUCUGAUUUAAAUCCAGUUUGUGGUUAUCAUCGCCACCUUGUGGCUGCCAAACGAAUUACACUGUUUACAAUUAACUAUAUUCCAUUAGUGGCAAAUAAAAAUGUAUUUAAAAAAAAUAAAUAACCCACUUUACUUGUUUAUGCAUCAGUCUUUCGGCAGCGUGCAUGUGCUCUGCACUAAUAGGAAAUGAGAAAUUCUCUAUACAGAUAGCUCUCAGGGGAUUCAUCACUCAGAUAGUAUUAUGCUAAUGGUAAAGGCUAGCAUUAAACAAACCACCCAGCUGUCUGGCUAAGUGCAGGACAAGGUUACACAUUGUUUUACUGUUUUCUGUCCCUUAUUUUUGUUAAUUGAUAUUUGCUUUAUUGCGAUGGCCUCAGAAUACUUCUGUUUGACACUGCUGACCGUAAUCUAAACUUCUUUAUCCAGUUCACUUCGCUUAGUCCACUUCAUGGAGCUGACAUUGCAAUGAAGAAAAUAGCCACCAUCAGUGAUGUGUGUGAGUCGAUGAAGCAGCAGCUCCUCCUGCUGGUAGAAUGGGCAAAAUAUAUCCCAGCCUUCUGUGAACUUCUCCUGGACGAUCAGGUAAACUCAGGUGUUGCUGGGGAGAGUUAGUGAAGUCACAGCUCCUUAAACUCUCUGUGGUGAAUGUAUAGAAUGUCACAAUCCUUCUUCAAUGUAGAUUUUACGGUUAUUGUAACCUGUCUCUGAAUUUGAUUUAAAAAAAAUGCCCCAUUUUGGAUUAAUAAUAGUCCAGUUUAAUGUGUUAUAAUCUGAUAAUACAGCACCUUGCUCAACCCUACAGGGACCCAAACAGAUGGGUGCGUUCUGCAACACACAGCCAGCCAAGUACACUACUUCACUGGAAGAAAUAUUAGUCUUGUAGUAAAAUGCUCACACAGUGGGUGCAUUUACCUCUAUACUCUUCACAGGUUGCCCUGCUGCGGGCACAUGCCGGGGCCCAUCUCCUCCUGGGAGUUGCCAAACGCUCUCUGCCUUACAAAGAUUUUCUGUUACUGGGUAAGAUACGAUAUGAUGCAUACGGAUAGGACUCUGCAUGUUACGGGCCUGAAGCAGUGUAUACAGUUAUAUAUCUAGACUGUAUAGGGUUAAUUUACUAAACAUCCCAUUACAGUCCAUAUAAAACUGAAUUGCAAAAUGUAGGCAAAAAAUCGCCAUGCUUUAUAAGAAAAAACUUUAUCUACAUUUUGUAAGUCUGUACAGUUCAGCAUUUAGUGAAUAUACCCCUUUCUAGAUUGCCAUACUGAGUCUAGACCUGCAGCAAUGUGUGGUGCUCGAUUAUAGAAGGCCGUUACAGAGAGACGAGCAGGAAUGUGUCUGUGGCGGAGGGACAUACCACGUGGAAGUUAAUGAAAUAAACGGGGUUUCCUUGUCUUGCAGGUAAUGAUUUUAUUAUCCCCAUGCAUUGCCCAGAACUUGAAAUUGCUCGUGUUGCCACCAGGAUUUUGGAUGAGUUGGUGAAACCUUUGCGCGAUAUUCAGAUAGAUGACAAUGAAUAUGCCUGCCUGAAAGCCAUUAUAUUCUUCGAUCCCGGUAAGUAUGAGUUUGUGUGUCUGUAAUAUAUAUAAUAAAUAACUGGCAUGAGAAUGAAUGGUCAUCCUUGCCCUCAGAACAAGGCAUUUCUGUAUAUGAACCCAGUUACGGGGUGAUUCUGGCGUCCAUAUUGUUUAUAGCCUAGGAUGUUCAGCCAGACCUUGAAGAGAUAUUUAAAUCCCAAUAUGAGACGGCAUGCGCACAGCUGGAAUGGUGGUUAAUUCGGACAGCCAUGGGAUUUGGAGUAUUAUUACAUAUUUAGCACGCUAACUCUCCAGCUGCUUUUUGCAAAUCUUAAUUAUCCUGAAAGUUAAUUUUGCUCUCUAGUCAUGUGAGAUUUACAUCCUAAUGUGAUCCGAGGCUGUCACCGUGUUAAAAAGAAAAUUAGAGUUUAUCCAUUUGGAACAACUUUGUCAUUUAACGUAGUGAUUAAUGCAAGAUAUCAGAGUAUGUCCUACAAGUUUAGUCCGAGUAAAUAACCUACCAUCACCUGUUUUUUUUUUUUAAAUCCCACCUGUUCAGUAACUCUCAGACCCAUCCAUUUAAUACUCUAUGCAGUGACCGACGCCAUCUUUUUAUUUACCCUAGAUUGUAAAGGCCUGAGUGAGCAGUCCAAAGUAAAGAACAUGCGAUUCCAGGUUCAGGUAAAUCUGGAGGAUUAUAUUAACGACAGGCAGUACGAUUCCAGAGGAAGGUUCAGCGACAUCCUUCUCCUCCUGCCGCCUCUUCAGAGCAUCACUUGGCAGAUGAUCGAGCAAGUUCAAUUCGCUAAACUCUUUGGCGUUGCCAGGGUUGAUAGUUUACUGCAGGAAAUGCUUUUGGGAGGUACAAUCAUCUGUCAAACUAUGCAGUUACUCUUACUUUUUAUAACACUGCACUGCUGUUACUCUUUCCCUCUCUGCAUGCCUGAUUAUUGAAUUUCUUAAUUUGAAUUAUUACUUCCUUUUACUUUUUCCAAGUGUUACCUUGUUUGGUGUAAUGUCAUACAGCGCAAUGUGUAAUACUUUACGACUUGAUGCUGGUGGGAAUCUGUUGCUCUGUAUUUUGCGGAUUUGAAAGACAUGCAUUCGAUCUAGUUUUAGUACUGACGAGCAUAGGCGUGCGCACGGGGUGUGCCUGGGCACAGUCUAAUCCCCGCGGCACGCCUCUGGAUUGAGACCGGCAGAGGAGAUCUCAGUAUCCCCCGUCGGCUCAUGCAGAGCCGGCGCUAUCCGAGCGCCGGCUCUGCUCUAAGCCUCCCCUCACCGACACACAGGCAGUGAGGGAGGCAGGAGAGGGCCCGAGAGGUCUUGCCAGCAGCUCCGCCGGGUUCCUUUGGCGAGGUUGGAGCGUUGCCGCGGCAAUGCUCAGAGUGAACUCUAGCCCCGCAGGCUAGAGUUCACUCUCCACUGGACCACCAGGGAAUGGAUGGCAGCAGCAGCAGCAGGAUCCCCCCUCCCAGGCAUAAGGUAUACAUGGAGGGGGGAUAUUUACUAAACACAAUACACACAAUCACCCAAACAUACAGCACACGCACAGCAUCUACACACAAUACACACACACACAUCACCCUCACACAGAUAUCAACCUUACACACACAGCACCCUCACACACACACUAACAGCACCCUCACAUCACCCUUACAGACACACACUAAAAGCACCCUUACACAUACACACACACAGACACUAACAGCACCCUUACACACACUAACAUCACCCACACACAUACAGUGCCCUUACACACACACCCUCACACAGCAGUAUAUGUGUGUGUGUGUAUAUAUAUAUAUAUAAAAUAUAAAUACGCGGCAAGUGUGUUUGUGCUUUAGGGUGCACACCCUUAUACAAUAGGCUGUGCACGCCUAUGUUGACGAGCGCGCGUACACGUGUUUUACUAGGGGGCCGAUUCCGUCGUACUGUUUGCUGCUUUGUGAUCCACUGAUUCAUAUCAUCAUGCUGGUGAAUUUUCACCGUAUUUCCAGUUUCCAUAACUACUUUCCCAGCUUGCAAAGCAAAGAUUGGGUGGCCCAGCUCAACUUGUAUAUAAGGGUGUUAAGGGACUUUGUGACAGCACUACCAUGCUGGUUUUAGCAGUCAUAUUGUGAAAUUCGAAAAUGUCCAACACUUCUGUAAUAUUCGAGUAAUCCCUUUAUUAUUAAUCGAAACACCAAGUGACAUUUCACCAGAGGAGUUUCAUUGAGAUAAGUUAGUCAUUGAAAUGUUGCUUGGUAUCUGGGGUUCUAAAUAAAGUACCCAGGACUCAAAUACCCUCCAAGGAUUCCCGAAUUGUGAGUAUUUCUGGCAUUCCUAGUGUCUAUUAAACACAGAUGAAAACAAGGUCUUUGCUUUUAGAGUAAAUUUGCAGGACUGACUUCUAGAACCAUUCUGAGAUAUUUUGAUGGCAGUUAUUGCCAAGCUGUAACAAGCGUAAAAUAUAGGCCAAAAAUAUUGUAUAGAAAUUUAGUAAUUUGCGUUUUACUUCCUUACAGUUGGUUUAGUGUUUGCGGUUUUCUUUUCCUGCACCUUCUGGAGCAGAGUAGGAAGUCUGUAUGGCUUAUUCUGGCUGUCAGAGCUUGAGCCCUGAUGUAAUUACAGAAUUAUGACAUAAAAUCUUGCUUCCAAUGAGAAUGAGUUAUACAUUGAACUGUUUCUGUUGUAGGAUCUGCAAUGGAAGGACAGUAUAUGCAUUCAGGAAACUCCAGCUUGAGCCUUGAAUUAAUACCAGGACACACCAUUCACCCCAUCAACCUUCACUCUGUUAUACAUUCCGUUUCAUCCUGUAAGUACUAAAAUCUACUCGCCCCUUAAUAUGUCCAGUCCUGGAAAAUCUUGUUACAUAUGGGCUUAUUCACUAAACCUCGAAUUGUAUGAUUUUUGCUAAAAAAGACAAUUUUUGACUAGUGGAUUAGGAGACUUUUCCAAAAUGACUAUGGUGUUUUAUUACUAAAUGCCAAAUUCCCCUGAAUUGAAAAUUGCAACGUUUAGACAACUAAGUAAUCCUAUUAUCAGACUACGGCGAUAAAGCCAACGUUGUCUAACAAAGAGCAAAGUCAGUCGGACAGCACCACCAUGACUUGUCUCAUGGGUUCACAGAAUUGUUCUAUUGACAUGCCUUGCGUGGUAGAUCAGUUGUUAAAGUAUCUCUUCUGUUUAGCUUCUCCAGAAACGUCUCUUCCGUCACCUCCUGUCAGCUCCAGCAAUGAAGAAUAUAAGUUUAAUGCUGCCACAGGACCCUCCAUGCCACUAAUGCCCCGCACAGUCAUUGCUAAAAAGGAGGUAUUAUAGACAAUGUUUUGGGCUCGAAAGAAUGGAAAACUCGAACUCUUAUUGCACGAGUGUAGUUCUGUGACACAGAGGAUCAUUUGUACUUAUACCAGAUGUGUGUGACAAAACUCAGGAAAAAAAUCACUAAAAGAAUCUAAAACAUUCCUUCUGCCAAAACUCCCUGUACAUCUUCCCCCGUUUCAAUGUUAAAUCAUGCAAGCUUGUAAUUGGUGAACGUGUGAGUGAUAAGGCCAUCUUCAGGUACGCAGUACUAGAGAUCUCACCAACUGUUACAUCCCUGCCUGAGGAAACCACUUCAAAGAACUACUAACAAUCCAGUGUUCUAAAAUAUCCAGCAUGGUUAUUACAUUGUAUAAUGGACUGGAUGUUACGGGGAUCACUAGGCAGAAACCAUUUUAUACUUUCUGGACCCUGUGCCUGAUUUCUUUUGUAUCAGACAGCAGUGGUCAUGAAGCCAUAAUGUGACAUUUGUUUAUUCUAGUUUUUGCUUCUUAUAAAGAUUAGAAUGUUUAGACCGUUGUACUGUUAAUCUUUUAGGUCAAACACACAUCUCCCAUUUCAGUAAUGAAUGAAAACACAAACAAUUGGUUUACCCUGUCAAAAACCAAUAUAAAUAUGGGAUUUCAGAGUUGUCCAGUCUUGUAUACAUUUAAAUCAUGUAACUGACCCACAGCUUCACUGGUGGACUCCAUGUCUUGUAGUCUGGAGGAUUACCAUAUCCAAACCUGUGCAUGUUCAGGUGUAUAGAUCAUGACCCUGUAGUCUCACUGCUCAAUUCUGUCAUUUAGUAGUUAAACUGUUUUGUUUAUGGAGCCUUAGUCACACUUCUCAUGGCUGUGAACGAUGCAGCCAACAUGUAAGAAAGAAAAAUAAUUUUUUGGGUCUUUCUUACUUUUAUUGAACUUUAAUCACACACAGGUGGCCCCUGCAAGACCUUGGAGGCUAUUAACAGAACAGGAGCCAAGAAAGUCUAAAUUAGACUGUGCCAUAAAGGAAUUGUAAACAUUAGAUUACUCUUUACAUGAAGUGUUUAGGAAGGCUGUGUGAGUCACAUGCAGGGAGGUGUGGCUAGGGCUGCAUAAAUACAGUGAUUUAACUCUUAAAUGGCAGAGAGAUUGCAGGGGAAUGAUCCAUACACCAAAACAGCUUCAUUAAAGGGAAACUCCAGUGCCAGGAAAACAAUCUGUUUUCCUGUCACUGCAGGUCCCCUCUCCCUCCAACCCCCCCAAUCCCCGGUUGCUGAAGGGGUGAAAACCCCUUCAGUUACUUACCAGAGGCAGCGUCAUGUCCCACGUCGCUGCUUCAUCCUCCGCCGCCGCUCCUCCCAGUGAUUACGUCUGCCGGUGGGCAAGACUGAUCCCGCCCACUGGCCGGGGAGACCUAAUGCGGUGCAGCGCAUGCGCUUUAGAGCUCCCCAUAGGAAAGCAUUGAAGCUUUUCAAUGCUUUCCUAUGGGGAAAUGAGCAACAUUGGAGGUCAUAACACAGCGUGAGGACAUCUAGCGACGCUCUAGCACAGGUUUUCUGUACUAUGAUGCAGGAAGUGCCCUCUAUUAACUGUCCAGUUAUAAAAAAACUGCAAUAAUUAUACUUGCAGGGUUAAGAGUAGUGGGAGAUGGCACCCAGACCACUCCAAUGGGCAGAAGUGGUCUGGGUGCCUGGAGUGUCCCUUUUAAGCUAAGGUUAUUUUGGUGCCCAUAGUAUCACUGAAGCCUGCAGCCCCUGGCAAACUUAACAUAAUGCUUGCUGAGGACAAUAAAUUUCAUCAUUGUCAUUAUUUCUCUCUGUGGGGUUAUGUAGAAAUAAAUAGUUCUAGGGCCAGUUUCUAAAAGCGUAGUGGUCACCAUGGAAACCAAUGCACAGAUUUACAGUUGUAUUCUAUUAAUUUGUAACAAUUCUGCACGAAAGGAUCAUUUUUACAACAUUUAAGUAAAGACACAAAUGUUAAAAUUCUUCAUACAUUCGCAUUUGUUGACUCAUUGUAAAAUGUAAUUUACUCCCGCAGCUUGUUCAUUGCUGUAUGAAGGUAAAAGACAUUGUUCUCAUCAAAUCUUACAGAGAAUCUGCCCAUGACUUCAAAUAAAGCACAAGAAAACCAUGCACGCGUGUCAUUUCACAUAUUAAUACUUUGCAAUUAUUUAAAAAAAUAAGUUUGUAAGAAAGUGACCCACUUGUUUUUAACCCUUGUUUAUACAUGUUAACACCUGCACAUAGCCUAAUGAAGAAUGAACGAACAGCAAUGCGUGUUAAGUAAAACCCAAACAAUUAUCAUUCUGCAAAUUUAUUUUACAUCUAAAAUGACAAUUUAACAAGGGUGUAAAAAACUAAUUCCAGUUCGCACGCUUGCUAAUCACAUUGAUAUUCAGAAUACAAACAAUAGCAGUCCUUACGGUUUGGUUGUAGGGCACCAGGGCUGUUAUCUAGAGCAGCUUCUGAUCGGCCAUCACCAAAUUCAAACACUGGUAAUCUCGUGGCUGCCAUAAGAUUCAAUUCACUCACUUUCCUCUAAAGGGAAUUUUCAAAGCUAUUCACCACGGCAGUUAUAACAUAUCCUGCCAUUCUGUAUUGUCUGAUUGUGAAAGAGCUGGAGGGCAGUUAACAUAUACGACAUGAGGGGAAUAACAACGUGAUGGAUCCCACUCAGAAUGCGUAAAGGCCCCCUGAUGUACAUUCUUAAUGUCAAUACUAAGGAUUGGAAUCCGUCCUCUGCUUGGCACAGGUUGGAGAACGAUAAUCUCUGCCCUGAUAUUGGAUUAUAGCUGACUGGAGAAGUCAUGUUAUUUAGAAUACAAGCUCUGCAAAGCGUUCAAUUUUCUAAACUCUGCAAACUACUCACAGCAAUCUGUAGGGAAUUGUUAUCUAAAUGGUUAUAGUUAGAUGGUUAUAGAUUCACUUUGAGAACUUGGACAAUAAAGCCAAACCAUUUUAUCUUAAAUGCACCAUUCCAGUUUCAGUUCACUACAAGUGGGAGUUGAGCGAUAUACCCCACAGUAUCCGAAACUUACAUUCGGAGGGUGAAAUCAGAUUUAUUAAUAGGUAGCUUUAUUACAAGUCAGUGCAGUUUGAAUUCAGCAGGGGGACUGGGUACACCAUACUGUUACAAAUUUACAUAAUGUAAAAGGUUUUGGUGCAGUACUUAGAAUGAACCUUCAAUGUAUUGUAUAAAUAAAGCACUUCAAAUUAAUAUUCAAAAAAUCUGAACAAAAAUAAAUGACAAAAUAGAAAUAUAGACUGCUGUUCCUGCAAGAUUUUACAUAGCUCUGCUCUUUAAAGGCAAUAUCUAUACGAUGUUAUAAGCCCCACCCCCGUUGUGCUUUAUGUACAAAGGAAACAUGGUUUAAAUGCUCAAUAUUACAGUUUUUAAAAUUGUAUUUUAAAUCUUCAGAAAUUCUACACAAUUUCAAUGUGCCUAAAGUACUAUGCUAUGAAAUGCUGUUUAAAUUCCUUACUGACAAUCCUGGAUUAAACACAACUUUAAAAUGCAGUUUAAUUAAUUUAGCAAAGUUGAAUUAAGAACUCAAAAUGUUAAAUUUAUGGUAAAAGAAAGAACCAAGCUGUGACUAUAGAGCAGAGCUGGCGAAAUGUAUCGUUUACAGGCCUCCCCUCAUCUUCUGCAACAAUGUCUAUAGAUCCAUUUAUAAAAUUUAAAGGAUCACUAUAGGGUCAGGAACACAAACAUGUAUUCCUGACCCUGUAGUGUUAAAACCACCAUUUAGCCCCCCUGAUCCACUCAUGCUUCCAUAAAUAUAGCAAAAUCUUACUUGUAUUCAAGCCUGAAGCUGUAACUCUGCAUGCUGUUUGCCUCAAAAAACAAACAGUCUGCUGAGAUCAUCAGAAGUGGUAGUCUGAUCCAAUCACAAUGCUUCCCCAUAGGAUUGGCUGAGACUGACAAGGAGGCAGAUCAGGGGCAGAGCCAGCAUGAUUCAAACACAGCCCUGGCCAAUCAGCAUCUCCUCAUGGAGAUGAACUGAAACGUUCAGUGUCUGCAUGCAGCGGGAGGAGAUACUGAAUGUUUGGAUGCAUUUUAGGCAGCCAUGAGCCAGGGAGGAUCUUUGACAGCCAUCUGAGGAGUGGCCAGUGAAGUUAUCACUAGGCUGCAAUGUAAACACUGCAUAUUCUCUGAAAAGACUGUUUACAGCAAAAACCCUGAAGGUAAUGAUUCUACUCACCAGAAAAAAUUCAAUAAGCUGUAGUUGUUCUGUUGACUAUAGUGUCCCUUUAACUAAUCAAACACACAUUUAGGCAGCUUCUGCCAGCAAAAACACAACUAGCUGUAGUGGUUAUGGUUCUUGAAGUGUUUCUUUACUGUACAGUGCACUUAAAUUUCAACACCUUCAGAAUUCUAAAUAAAAAUGGAAUUGGAAAAUGAAUUUCAAAUUUAGUCAAAAUAGCCGAAGUGGAAAAUUUGCUUUCCUUUUUAGCUAUCCUGACCUUAAAUUUAAAAUUCACUUUACUAAAUUAUCCUGCAUAUCUUUAUUACACAUAUCUAUUCAGAUACAUUAGAUACUAAUUUUGUAUAUAUUGUGUAUUAAUAUUGUUUUUGUAUUUUAUUGUACCCUAAUGUAACAAUGCAAUGUUUUGUGGACCCAGGACAUACUUGAAAACGAGAGAAACCUCAAUGUAUCCUUCCUGGUAAAAUAUUUUAUAAAUAAAUAAUACUGCUAAGGGGUUACUUACCUCCUCUCCAGGGUUUCAGCACUGCCGCCACCCAGUCCCAGCUUGUUCCUACCACUUUGUAACGUGCUUGGUUCUGCCUGGGGAAACAUCUCCAAAUACAGCAAUCCUCCCUCAUACCGCCGACAGACAUCACUCUGUUCCUUAUUGCACCCAGCAAGAAUGAGACACUUGCUGGAGAUAGCACUGUGAAAGAGCCGUAGAACCACCUAUAAGAGGUCUCCUGCUAAUAGAUUCAUGGCCAUGUCAUAUUCUGUGUCCUCAAUCUUUGAUGGUUAAAAUAACUGCAUCGUCCUGUCUAUUUCAUUCAUCACAAAGAAGAGAGGGGGUGCCAUAAAUAGCUGUAAUUAGUGACACCAGCAACUCUUCCAAUUCUCUGCGCUGUUUGAAGUGAGAUGGAGCAGGUAGAGCUACCGUAUAUUAUUCAGAAAAUACAUAUCUAGAAGGCAAUUGUUUCAAACAAAUCCUGAGUAGUAUGUUUAAUUAGCUCAUAUUUCACAUAUGUAUUUGUGAUGCGUGGAAAAUAAAAUUAAAUAGGGAAUUAAAGUUCUGUCAUUAAAAAAGGAAAAAUUAAAAGAAAGCUAUAGGCAAUUUCCAACGUUUUAUUCAAUGGUGUGAAUUCCAGAGAAGUAACAGCUCUCCUUUAUAGGGAACCUUUAAGAUUCGCAAUGCAUGUUUUAUUUCUCCUCUCUAGAGCCUUACAAACUAGAAAAUUGACUUUUCAUGGAGCCAUACAACUUCACAUUAGAUUGCAUUUUUAUUUUUAAACUACUUAGUGAGAAAUGAGCCAGCACCUGCUCUGUACAGAAAUCAUUCAAUAUUUUAAUAAGUUUGUUUUGGAAUUAUUGUAAUCAUCAUUAAAAAGACGUUAUACUAAAUAAUGGAUUUGUAGAGAGAGUGUGCAGGAUCACACACUGCCAUUAAAUUAUGGAUAACCGGCACAGCGGACACCAAGCUACAGGUCAAUCUGAUUUUAAACUGUAUUCUUUCUUUUCAAAGAGAUUACCAUCUCCUAACAUAAAGAAAAAUACACACAGUUUUUAUAAUGGUGAUUUAUGGCUAAACACAGUGUAAUAGAGUGUUUAACCUCAUUAACAACAGAUCCUUGUGGACCGGGAUCCCUGGAUUACAUUUAUUAUAGAUGUGGAAACAUUCGUGGUGUGUUCAGAAAAAAAUGGGGUAAUUCCCAUGAAAACAGGCACAAUCCAUUGGAGAUUACUCCACGCUUCCAACUUGAGCUCCCUUUACAAAUGGCGGCAUAUUGAGAAAUCUCCCACUGCCGUCCCUUUAAACUGUUUGUUGGAGAAACUCCGGUAUGAGUUGCACAUGAAAUGUUACAGCAAUUACUCACAUGAUACUGCAACAUCCUGCUAUUACCAACAUAAACAUAUGGAACUAACUGACAAAGGGCAGCAGCACACAAUUACUAUUCAGUUAACACUUACUCAUUGUGAAGGCCUCUCUGAAUGGAAGCUUGGUGACAUACCUUCUACCAUAAUCAUGCCUGGUCCAGUAUCGGAGGAUGAAAACCUUACACGUAGUGAUGCAUUUAGGUUCUGGGGAUGGGUAGACAAGACAACUCUUCUCGAAAUAAAUAAAGUUCUAGAAUCUGAGAGUGACAAUCUCUUGUAUGUAGUCCUUUGGGAUGCCAUCUCCAAGGAAAGCUGCUCGGCAAUGAAAGGGUCAAACAGAGAGGGUCAUAAAACUAACCAUAAACUAUAUUUCACUUGAUAACGAAUGUUCAAAGGACUGCAGUUUUAUGUCCUACAUUUAUGACCAUAAAAUAAAGAUUUCACGGGUUCAGAGUCAAAUUCUGCAAACGUAGCAUUUAUUUCCUUAUGAUUUUGUAUGUAUGGCCUGUGAGUGGUUAAAUGCAAACGUAGAGCAUUUCAGAGGAGGGGUUCCUUUAAAUGAAUCACAGCGUGAUUUUAAAUCCUAUGCUGAAUGCAAUUACACAGGAAUCCUAUGUUAUCGGUAUCAGUUUUAUUAGAUAAACCUUCAAGGUUACAAUAUCCUGGUAGAAAAUCUGCUGAUAUGAAAGUUUGGCAGAUACAUAAAUGGCGUUGUGUGAUGCUGAGCCAGUGUCACAUUGUCUAUAAAGGUUAGGGAAAUAUAGAGAAAGUGAUUAACAAAGAAUACAAAAAAAGAUAAGGACAACAACAUGGAAUUAAAAGUAAAAUAAUUUUACAGUCCUAACAGUCAAUGAAAGCUUACACCCAGUACAAUACAGAUACGGCCUCCAUGGCUGGAGGUCUGAUACACUAGAGGAAACAGAAUCUUAAAUAGACAGAAAUAAAUAAUACAUUCAAAUAUCCCAAAUACCAUUCCGUCUCUCACUGGUGCAGAAUAUGAAGAGAUCUCUGAACAUAGUAGUUACCUAUGCAUUUUGUAGCGGUUAUAGUGCAACACGCUCCCUUCUCCCGUCAUUCUGUUACAAUAGCUGCAUGGGGAAAUCCAAGACUGAAUCGCAUGGUUUUUAUUUGCAUAUUUUAAAUACAUUAUCUCCCUAAUGGACUGUAGUGUUCAGGGCUUUACAAAUGAUAACUAGAAAAUCUUACCACCGAACACAUCUAUAGACAGGGCUCUCACAAUGUAUCCUGUUAGCGGUUACACAGGCAUUGGUAAAGCACCUUACAAUGCCUGACAGGGAUAUGUAACCCGAUCAUGUAUAUAAAUUAGGUCUACAAUAAAUUAGAAAGUGGUUGGGAAUAUAGAAACAGCUGCGAAAUGGUUAAAAAUAAGGGAAAUGUACAAUUUUAGAGGUCUCUUACAUAGAGCACUUGCCAGAUCUCUGAAUGCGGUUAAAACGGAUAUAAUCCAUUGCAGUGGUUAAAACAUACACACAGAGCUGGGGUAACAGCAAAUCAGUCUGACGCUCUUCUGUGUGUCCAGUUACUAGUGUUACACUACAGGUAAAGAUAAUUAAAUUCUUCAUUUCAUAAAUCAGUGCAUCAUAGAAUCCCUUUCUCCUCCGUGGGUAACCUUAGUUUCAUACAGCAGGUCAACAACAAAAAUAAAAACAUAUGGGAAAUCUCAUUAUAGCAAAUACAAAGUGAGAUGAAUAUUUCUCAGUUACUGCCAUACAAUGGAAUCUAGCUUUCGAAUGUCAACAUAUAGUCCCAUGCGAUAAUGUAUAAAUGAAGCAUAUAUUGUUACAUGUUGAACAGAGAAUUAGCGGUCAUGUGGACAAGAAAACAACACACGUGGUAUUUGGCAGAUGGCAUGUUCACUAGAGGCUAUCUUACAAGCUAAAGGUCAUCCGUAAGGUCACCUGGACAGAUUGUCCUACCUCCAAGCUUUCAUCUGCUAACACCAGCUCAAACACACAAACAGUAUGAAGCCACAAGCAAUGGAGACGUUCCCAACUAAAAACAAUGUGGUAUUAGGUAACAGAGCAGGCAGCCAGUCUAUAGCGUGUAAAAAGUAUCAUUGUGCUGAAUUCACCAAGUAGAACAGGUGCCAGUGCCUUCCUUAAACCCACAAAUGGUUCCAUUCAAUGGAAGACUGUAGUGGUCCUUACUGCCACUCAACACAAACACAUUUAUAAAAGGUACAAUAGCUGUGAAUAUAUGAGUAAACACAGGAAAGAUGAGAUGGGUAAUAGCGGCAGAAUGACAAAGCCAUUGAAUCAGCAACAGCCAUGGAGGUGCUGAGCUUAAGGUGGAUAGGGACCCAAAUGGAAGUAGUCCGAGAUUAACAAAAAAACAAAGCCAAUAUGUUCUUAUCACGGGUAACUAAAGAUUGGCAUGCUCAGAGAAAAUAUCGCCAUGCGUGUGGGCAGUGAAUAUUCUACCAAUUGCGAGUUAUUUGCUCCAGCACCGAGAUUCUCAUGUGGGUUCCAGCUCAUGGUGAGAUCUUUUAUUUAUACAAGUACGUUAAUAAAAAAAAGCUCAGUCUGCAAUACAGCAUUAAACAUAUUGUCCAUAAAGCACUAGUGUCAUUCAGCUUGUCGAUGAAGUAAAAAAAAAAAAAAAAUCGCUGUAAGCCAUGAUAAUGUUUUCAAUUAUCAGUGGGAGGAAAAAUUCAAAAAAAU
This is a messenger RNA of Pelobates cultripes (western spadefoot toad), 29815 nucleotides long. The record is from the annotation of a GenBank genome assembly. Lineage: Eukaryota; Metazoa; Chordata; Amphibia; Anura; Pelobatidae.